Molecule: messenger RNA, 1830 nt
Organism: Angiostrongylus costaricensis
Lineage: Eukaryota; Metazoa; Nematoda; Chromadorea; Rhabditida; Metastrongylidae
Source: the annotation of a GenBank genome assembly
AUGAACACUUUGGCAGAUUAUGGAGAUGAAAGCGAUGACGAAUCGCCACGACGACGUUCUUUCAAUAUGGGACAAAGUAAUGGCUUAGGUGAAGUGCCGAGUUCGACACACUCACAAGAAAACACGAGCGUACAUUCGCCAAAAACGCGCCGAGAUUCUGAUUAUUCUCCAAGACCACGAAGGGAUUCCGAUGCGAUGUUUGAUGACACGGACACCAUGUUCGAUGAGCCACGUCGUUACUCGUCUUUCAGUGAUAAUAGUGAGCAUAGUGAAAAUACAGAAUUUCGGGAACCACCACCACCAAAGAGAAAAGAAUACCACUCUCCGUCGCCUUCUCUUCCUACUCCUACAUCCAAAAUUCCACAGGUUUCCUCGGGAGUGUCUUUAGUUUCUUAUGGUGCUGAAGAUAAAGAAGAUGCUUUCGAAAGAGCCGAUCGUGCGGCAGAGAAAGCUUCAAGUCUCACCUCACCACCAUCUGGAAUAAUUGAGCCUCGUCCUCCAGAAAGAAUAAGUCAGCAAAGCGACACCGAUGAUGAAAAUGAGCGACUCAUAGAUAUGGCGCUCGAGGAUGGGCGCAACGCCAUGAAACAGAUCGAAGAUGGAUCGUCAACAGGUUCCGGUGGAUGGACUCCUCGUCCUUACGAUACUAGUCCAUUUCAUGGAAUGGAUCAAGAAACAGAUACUAAGAGAAUUGAGACUCCACCUCAUCAAGAUGUAACUAUACCACUUCCUCCAACCACAGAAUGUGAUCCAGAAUUGGUGUCGGAUGUUCAUUUAAGUGAAUGGUGUGAGAAUCUGGGGUACGUUGGUCUGUGGGUAACGAAGUCACUGCGUAUUAACGACUGUGUAUUAAUGUCAGAUUUGCCAUCAUCCAGUUCGUGUCACCGCGCAAGGCAGUUGCUCCGCUCGGCCACUCACCCAAAGACCUUCUCUUAUAUUGAUCAGCUUACCACAUACAUUAGAAACAACGUCAUACUACAUGAGCCAGGAAGAUUUCUCAUAAUUCCGAAGCCCUACGGAGUCUCUUGCGUGGGUACGCCACAUGAGGAUGGUGGAGUGUUUGAAAGUAGUGUCUAUAACAGGAAGGUUACAGACACGCUUCCAGUGAGAAAACUGGUUGAUGAGAGUGUUACGAUCUCCGAUUGUAUAUUUGGUCUCGCUCGAUUGUUCAAUGAGCCAAAUCUCUCAUUUUGCACUGGUUUGAAGAGAUAUUUAUCUGGUGCCAUUGUUCUACCAGCCAAUAGUGUCGAUUUCGAGAACGUUAAGAAAAGCAUUAAGGCCAUUCUUAUAUCUUCACCACCCAGAAUCUCUGGCUCAAUUUAUGGUUACGCUACGUUUCAAUCCAGCGGGAAUUUUUCAGAGUACAUUUUCGUCGAAAAACGCGCUGAAAGGCGUGCUCGAAUGGGAAAGUUUGCCAUCGCUGGUUCGAUGGAUUGGAAAGUGCUAGCUGAGGGAUACGGCUGCUCUCUUGUUGAGUUUACUGUUAACAAAUUUGCCCGUCAUCUUCCACGUGUGAUGUUUUCCCAUAUGCUGUGUCCUAUACUGGGCGAUGAAAUAUACGGAAAUCGGCUAAUAGAUAUCGAUGGAAAAAUAGCAACCGUUCAGCCAAAGGACCUGCGUCGUGCUAAAGGAAGAAGGAUUUUUCCACGUUUUGGCUGGGUGAUCGGUCGGCCACGAAGCGAGCAGGACUUCGCUGACCUUUACGCAAACACUCCCCCACCACCUCAUUUUCUCGCAAUGGUAGAGGCACUGGGAAUGAGCAAAGCGUUAAUGAAGUAUUUCCAUGAGAACAACGAGGACAAGGUCAUUGGUGGAGAUGAGAGGUUUUAA